Carica papaya (papaya) is the source of this 2217-nucleotide messenger RNA. NCBI's taxonomy places the organism in Eukaryota, Viridiplantae, Streptophyta, Magnoliopsida, Brassicales, Caricaceae. The record is from RefSeq and is a predicted model, not a curated record.
GGGAAGGUAUAUUUUGAGGGGAGCACUUCGGACGCCGUUACAGUUUCCGCGAGGAACUUGCUGAGAUAGAGAAAAUGGCCACAACCCCAAGGCUUACUACCACCUUCUCCUCUUCUUCAACUCUCCAAACCCUCUGCAGACGGCUCCCAAUUUCAGUCUCCCUCGCCUCCUCUCACUCUCUCUUUCUCUCACAAACCCUACCAUGUCUUUCUCCUCAACGCCGCUUCCUUUCCCUUUCUCACCACCACCGCCACAACCGUCGCUUCACGCUUCGCGCCGAGUCCGAGAACGGUGCUGAGCCGUCCCGCCACUAUGAUUUCGACCUCUUCACCAUCGGCGCUGGCAGCGGUGGCGUCCGGGCCUCUCGUUUCGCUGCUAAUUUUGGUGCCUCUGUCGCCGUCUGUGAGCUCCCUUUUUCUACGAUUUCAUCGGAAACUGCUGGAGGAGUUGGCGGGACGUGUGUACUUCGAGGAUGUGUACCCAAAAAGUUACUAGUCUAUGCAUCAAAAUAUUCUCAUGAAUUCGAGGAGAGUCAUGGUUUUGGAUGGAAAUACGACACUGAACCAAAGCACGAUUGGAGUACUUUGAUGGCUAACAAAAAUGCUGAAUUGCAGCGUCUCACUGGUAUCUACAAGAAUAUUUUGAAAAAUGCUGGUGUUACAUUAAUAGAAGGUCGUGGAAAGAUUCUGGACCCACACACUGUGGAUGUGGAUGGGAAAGUAUAUUCAGCAAGACACAUACUAAUUUCAGUUGGGGGCCGGCCCUUUAUUCCUGACAUUCCUGGAAGUGAGUAUGCUAUAGAUUCAGAUGCUGCCCUUGAUUUGCCUUCAAAGCCUGAGAAAAUUGCAAUAGUUGGUGGUGGCUACAUUGCCUUGGAGUUUGCUGGUAUCUUCAAUGGUUUAAAAAGUGAGGUCCAUGUAUUUAUAAGGCAGAAAAAGGUCUUAAGAGGCUUCGAUGAAGAGAUCAGAGAUUUUGUUGCAGAGCAGAUGUCACUAAGAGGAAUUGAGUUUCACACUGAAGAAUCACCUCAGGCCAUCCUUAAAUCAGCAGAUGGUUCACUGUCCCUGAAGACCAACAAAGGAACAAUUGAAGGAUUAUCACAUGUCAUGUUUGCAACUGGCCGUAGGCCUAACACAAAGAACCUGGGAUUGGAGAACGUAGGGGUAAAAAUGAACAAGAAUGGGGCAAUAGAGGUUGAUGAAUUCUCACGGACGUCGGUUCCUUCAAUUUGGGCAGUUGGAGAUGUUACAGACAGAUUGAAUUUGACUCCAGUUGCUUUGAUGGAGGGAGGAGCAUUAGCAAAAACACUAUUCCAAAAUGAGGCAACAAAACCUGAUUAUAGUGCUGUUCCCUCUGCUGUUUUUUCCCAGCCACCAAUUGGACAAGUUGGUCUUACUGAAGAACAGGCAAUUGAAGAAUAUGGUGAUAUUGAUAUCUUCACUGCUAACUUCAGGCCUUUAAAGGCAACUCUCUCAGGGCUCCCAGAUCGGAUCUUUAUGAAACUUAUUGUCUGCGCAAAGACAAACAAAGUUCUUGGUGUACACAUGUGUGGAGAAGAUUCACCUGAAAUUGUGCAGGGAUUUGCUGUUGCUGUGAAAGCUGGCUUGACAAAGGCAGAAUUUGAUGCCACUGUUGGUGUUCAUCCAACAGCAGCUGAGGAGUUCGUCACUAUGCGGUCCCCCACUCGUAAGCUAAGAAAGAGCCCCCCAUCUGAGGAAAUAAGAGAUCCCGAGACAAAGGCAACAGCAGAGGUUUAGUAAAAGUCUGGCAAUGAAUCAGCUUCUGAUCAUAGGGAAUCCUUUUUGAGGUUGGUUGCGGUUGAAAAUUCUUUUUGUGAAAUAGUUGAUUGUUAUCCGUCUAACUUAUGACCAUAAGAGGAUAGCUAGAUUACGUAUGGGGAUUCGGUUCUUGCAGAUGGCCUUCUGGUCCCAUGGACGAAAAUGGGCGUGUAGAGAAAAGUUUUUAGAGAAAGGAUUAUCGAUGACCCAGUUUCCACUGCCAGCACCAAGAUUUGCAGGAUAGCAGGCUGAGAGCCGUGACAAGAGAUACCCUGUGACCAUGGUAGGAAAGAUCCCCAUGAACAUCUUUACUCUUAUUGCAUUCCUUGACGUCUCCCUUAUUCCUGUUUUGGCUGAAUAAUGCAAUAAAUGUUACUUCUAUAUAUCCUUUUUCAGAGUUGUAUUAUAAUCUGUGCACGCCACCUGUUUGAACAGCAAA